This is a messenger RNA of Cherax quadricarinatus, 246 nucleotides long. NCBI's taxonomy places the organism in Eukaryota, Metazoa, Arthropoda, Malacostraca, Decapoda, Parastacidae. The record is from RefSeq and is a predicted model, not a curated record.
ACUCGUCAGGCUGUAGGCAGCCACACACUGCUACUUUGUCUCCCUGUGUAGAUUCUUGUCUGGGCGAUACCUGCUCCGGGUCGAAGAUGAAGUCACAUUAUACCUACUUAAACAUCCCGGAUAACGUCAAGACUGAACUGAAGAAACUGCAGAAUGCUCUCAAGGAUGAAGCUUACGCUCUGGGCCUCCAGAAAGUCAACCUUGACAACGCUCAUAUCACCCUCAGCAUCUUAACACUCAGUUCUG